GUGACAACUGUCAGCUGUUGAGUGUUGACAAUUCUGAAAGAUUUAUCGACAGGCGACAGCACAUGUGUUUAGUAUUUCUUGUUCCAGAAAAAUAUUAUUACUUUUGAAAAUUUGAAAAAAAAAAUAUGGUUGUGUUUACUUGUGGUCAUUGCGGAGAAUCUGUUCAAAAACCGAAAGUUGAGAAACAUUAUUUGACGAAAUGCAGAAACAAGAAUCCUAACUUAUCGUGCAUGGACUGUUUUAAGGAUUUCCUGGGAAAUGAUUAUGAGUCUCACACAAAGUGUAUAACUGAAGAGGAGCGUUAUUCAGGAAAAGGAUUUCAGGCCAAAGAAAAGAAAGGCGAGAAGAAGCAAAAUGCUUGGGUGGAAAUGUUGCAGGCUGUGCUCGAUGAACAAAAGGAUGCAUCCAAAAAUGUUUUGCGCAUAAUUGAGACUAUUAGUAAACAUAACAAUACACCAAGGAAGAAGCCUAAAUUCAUCAACUUUGUUAAAAAUGUUUGUGGACAUAAAACAAACCCAAAAGACAUAGAUGCAGCUUGGGACCUCAUUUCUGUGAAAUUAGGAGAACUAUCCAAAUUGAACUCGCAAAAUCAGAACCAAAAUAAAAAAGAGAAUGAACCCAAAACAAAUGGAACAGAUGAAUCUUCAGAAACAAGUGCCAAAAUAGAGAAUGGUCAUGAUGAAAUUAAAAAUGAUGAAAAUGAUGAUAAUGCUAAUACAGAAAAUGGAAAGGCUGAUGAAGGUGAAGAAAAUAAUGCAGAAGAAAUAAAUGGAGAUGCAAAAGAACCUGUGAAAUUGUCUAAGAAACAAAGAAAAGAAGAGAAAAAGCGACAAAAAUAUGAAGCAGAGCUUCUAAGUGCUGAAGCACCAGCUGCAGAUGAUGCAGAAGAAGAUGGCGAAACAAAGAAGAAAGGCAAGAAGAACAAAAAUAAAGCUGAAAAGGUUAAUGAUGAAAAUGUACCCCUCGAUGGUAAAAAUAAGAUCAAAAAACGUAAGAGACAAGAUACAGUGACAAAUCCAGAAGUUGUUGAUAAUGGAGUAGUCGCUAAAGAGAGUAAGAAAAAACUAAAGACUGAAGAAGAGGCUGAAGAAAGUAUUUGUCUUCAUGACCAGAAUGUUGCUAGAAGUGAGGAGACAGAAGAAAAGAAGAAUGGUAAAUUCGAUUGGCAUGAAGUUAUCAUAUCUGUUCUACAGAAGAAGGGCAAUGAGCUUCCAUUCAAAAGGCUACAGAAGAAGGUCCUGGGGGAAUAUUCUGAAUACACUGGUGAUGAGGUAGAUGACAGAAUUGCUGAUAAGUUUAUAAAGAAAUUGAAGAGUGCUCCAAAUGUGAGGGUCGAUAAAAACAGGGUUACGCUUAUUGAAGAGUAAAAGGGAAUUUUAAUAAAUAAUUUUCUUUCCACAUAUAAGCAGCCCACUGCCAUAGAGGGAGUUAUUAUUUUAUUAUUUGUCUAUUGACCACCCAGACAUGCAAUACUGAUGUAGGAGAACCAAACAUAAUUAUAAUGUACUUAUACAGUUCUACUGAACACAUUUUGUAACUGAUUUGAUAUUUCCUACAUAGAGUUAUGUACAUUUUUUGCAACUGUAUCCUGUUUAAUAAAUGUUGCAAUCUUUAAAUAUAAAAUAAAUGAUGAUAUAAUUACA
Messenger RNA from Colias croceus (clouded yellow), 1643 nucleotides. Its product is annotated as cell growth-regulating nucleolar protein. NCBI's taxonomy places the organism in Eukaryota, Metazoa, Arthropoda, Insecta, Lepidoptera, Pieridae. Gene Ontology annotation, biological process: negative regulation of transcription by RNA polymerase II; rRNA processing. Bases 126 to 1367 code for a protein of 413 amino acids. Gene Ontology annotation, cellular component: nucleolus. The transcript has 3 exons. Gene Ontology annotation, molecular function: DNA binding. The record is from RefSeq and is a predicted model, not a curated record.